Mesorhabditis spiculigera is the source of this 1251-nucleotide messenger RNA. The record is from the annotation of a GenBank genome assembly. Lineage: Eukaryota; Metazoa; Nematoda; Chromadorea; Rhabditida; Rhabditidae.
AUGAAACGGGCCCACCACCAAAUCGAGCCGGGCCCCGACGCCGGACAGCCGGAACCAGCCCCGGGGACGAGUUCGCUGCCGCCACACGGUUCCUGGGUGUUUCUCGACGAAAAUGGCAUCCCGGGUUUUUCGUGCCUUUGGAGUGGAUGCGGCUGGACGGGACCGGAUGCGGCCACUUUUACCGCCCAUUUCAACGGCCAUCGCGACCCAUUUUUCGUGCCGUUCCCCUGCCAAAUCGUCGGCUGCAUGCUGCAACUGAGCAGCUAUCAAAGCUACUGCUCCCACAAGGCCCUCCACCUGCACCACGCAAGAUUGGCGUGGGAGGGGCUGCAACGGCUCGUGCAGGACGAUUUCUUCAAGGCGUACGGGAGGUGCGCUUUCCCCUCGAUGUUCUCGAUCAGCUACAAUGGGGACCCGGUGCAAUGCCGAUAUGGCAAUUGUGGGAUCCAAUUCUCGGAGAUGGACACGUUUAUCAAGCAUGUCAAAGGGCAUCUACGCGACGCGAAACGAGUUGUGGGCGAAGAGCGGGCAGAAUUUCACUGCGGCUGGGAGGGCUGCGACUACCGGAAUCCAAAUCGAAGCUGCUUCAGACAGCACAUGCAACGGCACACCGGCGAGAAGGUGGUCGCCUGCCCGUAUUGUGGGCGCUUCUUCUGCACGACCGCCUCCUUCUUCGAUCACAUGCUGAGGGUUGCGGAAGGGGAUUUGAAAUGCACCGUGUGCGACAAAUCGUUCGCCUCCACCCGGCUCCUCCAAAUCCAUCACCGCGGCCACCUCGCGAAGGCGCAGUGCCCGGAUUGUGGGGUGCUGUUCGAGUCGGACUACGAGUUGAGGAGACAUUCCCAACGGACGCACGCCUCCAAGCUCUGCUUCCAGUGCGCCGUUUGCCAGAAGAUUCUCGCCGACGCCGAGACGCUCAACAACCACAUGACGAUCCAUAGAGAUCCCGCGCUGAAGUGCCCGGAUUGUGAGAUGGUGUUCAGGUGGAGGAAGCAGUUGGAGAGCCACCGGAAGCGCGAGCACGAGCCGGCCUCGAACGUGGAGAACUACGCGUGCGACUGGUGCCCCAAGAAAUACCCGAGCGGCACCUCGCUAUCAAGGCAUCUCAAGUCGGCGCAUCAGCAACAAGUCCCGUUCGGCUUUUCUCGCUUUGUCUACAAGAAGCACGAAGACGGCUUCCAUCGACUCCAGCACUCCAAGCUGCUCGCCGGGCCGCUGCUCGAUUCUGUCGUCUCGGGCGUCAAUCUAAUC